Grus americana (Whooping crane) is the source of this 14162-nucleotide messenger RNA. RefSeq names its product tenascin-X-like. Bases 240 to 14099 code for a protein of 4619 amino acids. The transcript has 62 exons. NCBI's taxonomy places the organism in Eukaryota, Metazoa, Chordata, Aves, Gruiformes, Gruidae. The record is from RefSeq and is a predicted model, not a curated record. Gene Ontology annotation, molecular function: protein binding.
GGUUACUGGAGUUGCUGGAAGUGACGGGAGUUGCUGGCGCUACUGGAGUUACUGGUGUUACUGGAGACAGGGUGACUGGUGUUGCUGGUGUCGCUGGCGUUGCUGGUGUUGCUGGAGUUACUGGGGUUACUGGAGUUGUUGCAUAUGCUGGGCUUACUGGAGGUGACUGGUGUUGCUGGUGCUGCUGGACUUACUGGUGUUACUGGACACGGGGUGACUGGAGAUGUGCCCAUGUCUCCAUGGGUGUCCCUCUGUCCCCUGGGUGUCCCCCACAGCUGUCCACGUGUCCCCGGACCAUGACCCCGGGGCUGCCCCUGCUGCUGCUGGCACUGGCGCUGAGGGGGGGGACAGGGACCCCCCCUCGGUCCCCCCCGGGUCCCCCAGGUCCCACCUGUGGGGCCGCGGCGCUGGUGGCCAUCCUGGGGCGCCUGCGGGAGCUGGAGGGACAAGUGCGGGCGCUGCAGGAUCAGUGCGGGGACAGCCAGGGUCCCCAGGCUGGCACCGGACGCACGCUGGCUCGGGAGCUCUGUGCCCCCACCGCCGGGGACGGCUGCGGCUGCCCCUCCCCCCCCUCCCCUCCCCCCAGCCCCCCUUCCCCCCCCCAGCCCCCCUGUCCCUUCGGCUGCAGCGACCAGGGACGAUGUCGGGGGGGUCGCUGCCGCUGCUUCCCCGGCUUCACCGGCCCCCACUGCGCCACCCCCGCCUGUCCCCCCGGCCAUGGCGGGCCCCGCUGCGCCCUUGAGAUCCCCUCAGUGACACCGCGCUUGGCCACCCGCAACCAGACGUCCUUCCGUGUGACCUGGCCCCGCCCCCCCGUGCCGGUGGAUGGCUACCAGGUGGCCCUCAUUCCCCUGGACGAGCCAGCAGCGAUGACCACCCAUGAGCUGCCUGGCUCCGCUGUCACCUUCGAGGUGACGGGGCUGGCACCCGGCCACGCCUUUGAGCUCUUCAUCCAGGCCCAGCGGGAGCAGCACCUCGGGGCACCCGGCACCCUGCGAGUCCGCACCGUGCUUGCCCAGACUCUGCCCACCCAUGGGGGGUCCCCAGGGUCCCCUCAGGGUUCCCUGGGGUCCCCAGCAUCACCAGUGGCCCCAGCGUCACCAUCUGCCCGAGGGUCUCCAGCAUCCCCAGGGUCACCAGGGUCUCUGGGAUCACCGGCAUCACCAGUGUCACCGGAUGCAUCCUUGGGGUCACCAGGGUCUUUGGGGUCACCAGCAUCUCCAAGGUUUCCAUCCUCCCCAGUAUCUCGAGGCUCGCCGGGGUCCCCAGCAUCCCCGAGGUCUCCAGUGUCACCAGAGUCCCCGGCAUCACCAGUGUCCCCUAAAUCCCCAGGGUCAUCAGUGUCCCCAAGGUCCCCAGAGGCACCAGUAUCCCCAGUGUCCCCAAGGUCACCUGUGACUCCAUGGUCCCCAGCAUCACCACAAUCUCCUGUGUCACCUCCAUCUCCAUGGUCCCCAGUGUCCCCAGCAUCCCCGCUGUCCCCAGUGCUCCCAGUUGGCCCAUCUCUGCAUGACCUGGGGGCCAAGCUCUCCUCCUACAAUGGCUCCUUGCUGCAGCGCCUGGAGAGCCACCUCCGGGCUACAAACUUCCCCCUCCGGGGCAACCAAACGGUGCCGGCAGUGGCCCGCGCCAUCCUCUCUUACCUUCUGCGUCGCAGCCCGGCCCCGUUGCGUCACCAGCUCCUUCGCCAGAUCCCCCACCCCAAGCCCCAGCUGAUGCCAGGGGCUGCUGGUGAGGCUCUGGUGGACCUGGACGGGCUACGGGGCCAUGCAGAGACUGUGGUGAUCCGUUACCGGCUCCUGGAAGAGCCAGAGGGGGCCGAGGGGGAGCUGCAGGUGCCAGGGGACACAGCGGUGGCCCGGGUGCCAGGGCUGGUGCCAGGGGCCAUGUACCGGGUGGAGGUGCACGGCGUGGUGCGGGGGCAAGUCUCCAAGUCCUACACAUUCCUGGUGACGGCAGGGGUGGGUGGCACCGAUGAGCCCCCGCCGGACUGGGAGCACAAGUAUGAGAUGGAGUUGACGGAGCCCAAAAGUGCUAUAGCCAAAGCAGUGCCAGCUCCGCCAUCGGAGGAACCACCACUCCGGCCCCGCCUGGGCGAGCUCACGGUCUCCCAUGUCACCUCUGGCUCCAUCCAGCUGGAGUGGAGUGUCCUUGAGGGCACCUUUGACUCCUUCACGGUGCAGUACAGGGAUGCACAAGGCCAGCCUCAGGCACUUGCAGUUGAUGGCGGGUCCCGCACAGUGACGGUGCCUGGGCUGUCACCGUCCCGCCGCUACAAGUUCAACCUGUACGGGGUGUGGGGUCGGAAACGGAUUGGUCUUAUCUCUACUGAUGCUGUCACAGCCCCAGCCCCACCAAAGAAGGAACCACCAUCCCAGCCCAUCCUGGGCGACCUCACAGCCUCCCACGUCAGCCCUGAAUCCGUCCAGCUGGAGUGGAACGUCCCCGAGGGCACCUUUGACUCCUUCACGGUGCAGUACAAGGAUGCCCAAGGCCAGCCCCAGGUGCUGCCCGUGGACGGUGGUUCACGCACGGUGACGGUGCCUGGGCUGUCACCAUCCCGCCGCUACAAGUUCAACCUGUACGGGGUGUGGGGUCGGAAACGCCUGGGCCCCGUCUCCACCGAUGCCGUCACAGCUGUGGCUGAGCCAGAAGAAGAACCACCACCGCAGCCCAUCCUGGGCGAGCUCACGGCCUCCCACGUCAGCCCCGACUCCGUCCAGCUGGAGUGGAACGUCCCCAAGGGCACCUUUGACUCCUUCACGGUGCAGUACAGGGAUGCCCAAGGCCAGCCCCAGGUGCUGCCUGUGGACGGUGGUUCACGCACGGUGACGGUGCCUGGGCUGUCACCAUCCCGCCGCUACAAGUUCAACCUUUAUGGGGUGUGGGGUCAGAAACGCCUGGGCCCUGUCUCCACCGAUGCCGUCACAGCUGCAGCCGAGCCAGAGGAGGAGCCACCAUCGCAGCCCAUCCUGGGCGAGCUCACGGCCUCCCACGUCAGCCCCGACUCCGUCCAGCUGGAGUGGAGCGUCCCCGAGGGCACCUUUGACUCCUUCACGGUGCAGUACAAGGAUGCCCAAGGCCAGCCCCAGGUGCUGCCCGUGGACGGUGGUUCACGCACGGUGACGGUGCCUGGGCUGUCACCAUCCCGCCGCUACAAGUUCAACCUGUACGGGGUGUGGGGUCGGAAACGCCUGGGCCCCGUCUCCACCGAUGCGGUCACAGCUGCGUCCGAGCCAGAGGAGGAGCCACCAUCGCAGCCCAUCCUGGGCGAGCUCACAGCCUCCCACGUCAGCCCCGACUCCGUCCAGCUGGAGUGGAGCGUCCCCGAGGGCACCUUUGACUCCUUCACGGUGCAGUACAGGGAUGCCCAAGGCCAGCCCCAGGUGUUGCCCGUGGACGGUGGCUCACGCACGGUGACGGUGCCUGGGCUGUCACCAUCCCGCCGCUACAAGUUCAACCUGUACGGGGUGUGGGGUCGGAAACGCCUGGGCCCCGUCUCCACCGAUGCGGUCACAGCUGCGUCCGAGCCAGAGGAGGAGCCACCAUCGCAGCCCAUCCUGGGCGAGCUCACGGCCUCCCACGUCAGCCCCGACUCCGUCCAGCUGGAGUGGAGCGUCCCCGAGGGCACCUUUGACUCCUUCACGGUGCAGUACAAGGAUGCCCAAGGCCAGCCCCAGGUGUUGCCCGUGGACGGUGGUUCACGCACGGUGACGGUACCUGGGCUGUCACCAUCCCGCCGCUACAAGUUCAACCUGUACGGGGUGUGGGGUCGGAAACGCCUGGGCCCCGUCUCCACCGAUGCGGUCACAGCUGCGUCCGAGCCAGAGGAGGAGCCACCAUCGCAGCCCAUCCUGGGCGAGCUCACAGCCUCCCACGUCAGCCCCGACUCCGUCCAGCUGGAGUGGAGCGUCCCCGAGGGCACCUUUGACUCCUUCACGGUGCAGUACAGGGAUGCCCAAGGCCAGCCCCAGGUGUUGCCCGUGGACGGUGGUUCACGCACGGUGACGGUACCUGGGCUGUCACCAUCCCGCCGCUACAAGUUCAACCUGUACGGGGUGUGGGGUCGGAAACGCCUGGGCCCCGUCUCCACCGAUGCCGUCACAGCUCCACAAGAAGAGGAGCCACCAUCGCAGCCCAUCCUGGGCGAGCUCACGGCCCCUCAUGUCAGCCCCGACUCCGUCCAGCUGGAGUGGAGCGUCCCCAAGGGCACCUUUGACUCCUUCACGGUGCAGUACAAGGAUGCCCAAGGCCAGCCCCAGGUGUUGCCCGUGGACGGUGGUUCACACACGGUGACGGUGCCUGGGCUGUCACCAUCCCGCCGCUACAAGUUCAACCUGUACGGGGUGUGGGGUCGGAAACACCUGGGCCCCGUCUCCACCGAUGCGGUCACAGCUGCGUCCGAGCCAGAGGAGGAGCCACCAUCGCAGCCCAUCCUGGGCGAGCUCACGGCCUCCCACGUCAGCCCCGACUCCGUCCAGCUGGAGUGGAGCGUCCCCGAGGGCACCUUUGACUCCUUCACGGUGCAGUACAGGGAUGCCCAAGGCCAGCCCCAGGUGUUGCCCGUGGACGGAGGUUCACGCACGGUGACGGUGCCUGGGCUGUCACCAUCCCGCCGCUACAAGUUCAACCUGUACGGGGUGUGGGGUCGGAAACGCCUGGGCCCCGUCUCCACCGAUGCCGUCACAGCUCCACAAGAAGAGGAGCCACCAUCGCAGCCCAUCCUGGGCGAGCUCACGGCCCCUCAUGUCAGCCCCGACUCCGUCCAGCUGGAGUGGAGCGUCCCCGAGGGCACCUUUGACUCCUUCACGGUGCAGUACAAGGAUGCCCAAGGCCAGCCCCAGGUGUUGCCCGUGGACGGAGGUUCACGCACGGUGACGGUGCCUGGGCUGUCACCAUCCCGCCGCUACAAGUUCAACCUGUACGGGGUGUGGGGUCGGAAACGCCUGGGCCCCGUCUCCACCGAUGCGGUCACAGCUGCGUCCGAGCCAGAGGAGGAGCCACCAUCGCAGCCCAUCCUGGGCGAGCUCACGGCCUCCCACCCCCAGGUGUUGCCCGUGGACGGUGGUUCACGCACGGUGACGGUGCCUGGGCUGUCACCAUCCCGCCGCUACAAGUUCAACCUGUACGGGGUGUGGGGUCGGAAACGCCUGGGCCCCGUCUCCACCGAUGCCGUCACAGGUUCACGCACGGUGACGGUGCCUGGGCUGUCACCAUCCCGCCGCUACAAGUUCAACCUGUACGGGGUGUGGGGUCGGAAACGCCUGGGCCCCGUCUCCACCGAUGCGGUCACAGCUGCGUCCGAGCCAGAGGAGGAGCCACCAUCGCAGCCCAUCCUGGGCGAGCUCACGGCCUCCCACCCCCAGGUGUUGCCCGUGGACGGUGGUUCACGCACGGUGACGGUGCCUGGGCUGUCACCAUCCCGCCGCUACAAGUUCAACCUGUACGGGGUGUGGGGUCGGAAACGCCUGGGCCCCGUCUCCACCGAUGCCGUCACAGGUUCACGCACGGUGACGGUGCCUGGGCUGUCACCAUCCCGCCGCUACAAGUUCAACCUGUACGGGGUGUGGGGUCGGAAACGCCUGGGCCCCGUCUCCACCGAUGCGGUCACAGGCCAGCCCCAGGUGUUGCCCGUGGACGGUGGUUCACGCACGGUGACGGUGCCUGGGCUGUCACCAUCCCGCCGCUACAAGUUCAACCUGUACGGGGUGUGGGGUCGGAAACGCCUGGGCCCCGUCUCCACCGAUGCCGUCACAGGUUCACGCACGGUGACGGUGCCUGGGCUGUCACCAUCCCGCCGCUACAAGUUCAACCUGUACGGGGUGUGGGGUCGGAAACGCCUGGGCCCCGUCUCCACCGAUGCCGUCACAGGCCAGCCCCAGGUGUUGCCCGUGGACGGUGGUUCACGCACGGUGACGGUGCCUGGGCUGUCACCAUCCCGCCGCUACAAGUUCAACCUGUACGGGGUGUGGGGUCGGAAACGCCUGGGCCCCGUCUCCACCGAUGCGGUCACAGCUGCGUCCGAGCCAGAGGAGGAGCCACCAUCGCAGCCCAUCCUGGGCGAGCUCACGGCCUCCCACCCCCAGGUGUUGCCCGUGGACGGUGGUUCACGCACGGUGACGGUGCCUGGGCUGUCACCAUCCCGCCGCUACAAGUUCAACCUGUACGGGGUGUGGGGUCGGAAACGCCUGGGCCCCGUCUCCACCGAUGCCGUCACAGGUUCACGCACGGUGACGGUGCCUGGGCUGUCACCAUCCCGCCGCUACAAGUUCAACCUGUACGGGGUGUGGGGUCGGAAACGCCUGGGCCCCGUCUCCACCGAUGCGGUCACAGGCCAGCCCCAGGUGUUGCCCGUGGACGGUGGUUCACGCACGGUGACGGUGCCUGGGCUGUCACCAUCCCGCCGCUACAAGUUCAACCUGUACGGGGUGUGGGGUCGGAAACGCCUGGGCCCCGUCUCCACCGAUGCCGUCACAGGUUCACGCACGGUGACGGUGCCUGGGCUGUCACCAUCCCGCCGCUACAAGUUCAACCUGUACGGGGUGUGGGGUCGGAAACGCCUGGGCCCCGUCUCCACCGAUGCCGUCACAGGCCAGCCCCAGGUGUUGCCCGUGGACGGUGGUUCACGCACGGUGACGGUGCCUGGGCUGUCACCAUCCCGCCGCUACAAGUUCAACCUGUACGGGGUGUGGGGUCGGAAACGCCUGGGCCCCGUCUCCACCGAUGCGGUCACAGCUGCGUCCGAGCCAGAGGAGGAGCCACCAUCGCAGCCCAUCCUGGGCGAGCUCACGGCCUCCCACGUCAGCCCCGACUCCGUCCAGCUGGAGUGGAGCGUCCCCGAGGGCACCUUUGACUCCUUCACGGUGCAGUACAGGGAUGCCCAAGGCCAGCCCCAGGUGUUGCCCGUGGACGGUGGUUCACGCACGGUGACGGUGCCUGGGCUGUCACCAUCCCGCCGCUACAAGUUCAACCUGUACGGGGUGUGGGGUCGGAAACGCCUGGGCCCCGUCUCCACCGAUGCCGUCACAGCUCCACAAGAAGAGGAGCCACCAUCGCAGCCCAUCCUGGGCGAGCUCACGGCCCCUCAUGUCAGCCCCGACUCCGUCCAGCUGGAGUGGAGCGUCCCCGAGGGCACCUUUGACUCCUUCACGGUGCAGUACAAGGAUGCCCAAGGCCAGCCCCAGGUGUUGCCCGUGGACGGAGGUUCACGCACGGUGACGGUGCCUGGGCUGUCACCAUCCCGCCGCUACAAGUUCAACCUGUACGGGGUGUGGGGUCGGAAACGCCUGGGCCCCGUCUCCACCGAUGCGGUCACAGCUGCGUCCGAGCCAGAGGAGGAGCCACCAUCGCAGCCCAUCCUGGGCGAGCUCACGGCCUCCCACGUCAGCCCCGACUCCGUCCAGCUGGAGUGGAGCGUCCCCGAGGGCACCUUUGACUCCUUCACGGUGCAGUACAGGGAUGCCCAAGGCCAGCCCCAGGUGUUGCCCGUGGACGGUGGUUCACGCACGGUGACGGUGCCUGGGCUGUCACCAUCCCGCCGCUACAAGUUCAACCUGUACGGGGUGUGGGGUCGGAAACGCCUGGGCCCCGUCUCCACCGAUGCGGUCACAGCUGCGUCCGAGCCAGAGGAGGAGCCACCAUCGCAGCCCAUCCUGGGCGAGCUCACGGCCUCCCACGUCAGCCCCGACUCCGUCCAGCUGGAGUGGAGCGUCCCCGAGGGCACCUUUGACUCCUUCACGGUGCAGUACAGGGAUGCCCAAGGCCAGCCCCAGGUGUUGCCCGUGGACGGUGGUUCACGCACGGUGACGGUGCCUGGGCUGUCACCAUCCCGCCGCUACAAGUUCAACCUGUACGGGGUGUGGGGUCGGAAACGCCUGGGCCCCGUCUCCACCGAUGCCGUCACAGCUCCACAAGAAGAGGAGCCACCAUCGCAGCCCAUCCUGGGCGAGCUCACGGCCCCUCAUGUCAGCCCCGACUCCGUCCAGCUGGAGUGGAGCGUCCCCGAGGGCACCUUUGACUCCUUCACGGUGCAGUACAAGGAUGCCCAAGGCCAGCCCCAGGUGUUGCCCGUGGACGGAGGUUCACGCACGGUGACGGUGCCUGGGCUGUCACCAUCCCGCCGCUACAAGUUCAACCUGUACGGGGUGUGGGGUCGGAAACGCCUGGGCCCCGUCUCCACCGAUGCGGUCACAGCUGCGUCCGAGCCAGAGGAGGAGCCACCAUCGCAGCCCAUCCUGGGCGAGCUCACGGCCUCCCACGUCAGCCCCGACUCCGUCCAGCUGGAGUGGAGCGUCCCCGAGGGCACCUUUGACUCCUUCACGGUGCAGUACAGGGAUGCCCAAGGCCAGCCCCAGGUGUUGCCCGUGGACGGUGGUUCACGCACGGUGACGGUGCCUGGGCUGUCACCAUCCCGCCGCUACAAGUUCAACCUGUACGGGGUGUGGGGUCGGAAACGCCUGGGCCCCGUCUCCACCGAUGCCGUCACAGCUCCACAAGAAGAGGAGCCACCAUCGCAGCCCAUCCUGGGCGAGCUCACGGCCCCUCAUGUCAGCCCCGACUCCGUCCAGCUGGAGUGGAGCGUCCCCGAGGGCACCUUUGACUCCUUCACGGUGCAGUACAAGGAUGCCCAAGGCCAGCCCCAGGUGUUGCCCGUGGACGGAGGUUCACGCACGGUGACGGUGCCUGGGCUGUCACCAUCCCGCCGCUACAAGUUCAACCUGUACGGGGUGUGGGGUCGGAAACGCCUGGGCCCCGUCUCCACCGAUGCCGUCACAGCUGCGUCCGAGCCAGAGGAGGAGCCACCAUCGCAGCCCAUCCUGGGCGAGCUCACGGCCUCCCACGUCAGCCCCGACUCCGUCCAGCUGGAGUGGAGCGUCCCCGAGGGCACCUUUGACUCCUUCACGGUGCAGUACAGGGAUGCCCAAGGCCAGCCCCAGGUGUUGCCCGUGGACGGUGGUUCACGCACGGUGACGGUGCCUGGGCUGUCACCAUCCCGCCGCUACAAGUUCAACCUGUACGGGGUGUGGGGUCGGAAACGCCUGGGCCCCGUCUCCACCGAUGCCGUCACAGCUCCACAAGAAGAGGAGCCACCAUCGCAGCCCAUCCUGGGCGAGCUCACGGCCCCUCAUGUCAGCCCCGACUCCGUCCAGCUGGAGUGGAGCGUCCCCGAGGGCACCUUUGACUCCUUCACGGUGCAGUACAAGGAUGCCCAAGGCCAGCCCCAGGUGUUGCCCGUGGACGGAGGUUCACGCACGGUGACGGUGCCUGGGCUGUCACCAUCCCGCCGCUACAAGUUCAACCUGUACGGGGUGUGGGGUCGGAAACGCCUGGGCCCCGUCUCCACCGAUGCCGUCACAGCUGCGUCCGAGCCAGAGGAGGAGCCACCAUCGCAGCCCAUCCUGGGCGAGCUCACGGCCUCCCACGUCAGCCCCGACUCCGUCCAGCUGGAGUGGAGCGUCCCCGAGGGCACCUUUGACUCCUUCACGGUGCAGUACAGGGAUGCCCAAGGCCAGCCCCAGGUGUUGCCCGUGGACGGUGGUUCACGCACGGUGACGGUGCCUGGGCUGUCACCAUCCCGCCGCUACAAGUUCAACCUGUACGGGGUGUGGGGUCGGAAACGCCUGGGCCCCGUCUCCACCGAUGCCGUCACAGCUGCGUCCGAGCCAGAGGAGGAGCCACCAUCGCAGCCCAUCCUGGGCGAGCUCACGGCCUCCCACGUCAGCCCCGACUCCGUCCAGCUGGAGUGGAGCGUCCCCGAGGGCACCUUUGACUCCUUCACGGUGCAGUACAAGGAUGCCCAAGGCCAGCCCCAGGUGUUGCCCGUGGACGGAGGUUCACGCACGGUGACGGUGCCUGGGCUGUCACCAUCCCGCCGCUACAAGUUCAACCUGUACGGGGUGUGGGGUCGGAAACGCCUGGGCCCCGUCUCCACCGAUGCCGUCACAGCUGCGUCCGAGCCAGAGGAGGAGCCACCAUCGCAGCCCAUCCUGGGCGAGCUCACGGCCUCCCACGUCAGCCCCGACUCCGUCCAGCUGGAGUGGAGCGUCCCCGAGGGCACCUUUGACUCCUUCACGGUGCAGUACAGGGAUGCCCAAGGCCAGCCCCAGGUGUUGCCCGUGGACGGUGGUUCACGCACGGUGACGGUGCCUGGGCUGUCACCAUCCCGCCGCUACAAGUUCAACCUGUACGGGGUGUGGGGUCGGAAACGCCUGGGCCCCGUCUCCACCGAUGCCGUCACAGCUCCACAAGAAGAGGAGCCACCAUCGCAGCCCAUCCUGGGCGAGCUCACGGCCCCUCAUGUCAGCCCCGACUCCGUCCAGCUGGAGUGGAGCGUCCCCGAGGGCACCUUUGACUCCUUCACGGUGCAGUACAAGGAUGCCCAAGGCCAGCCCCAGGUGUUGCCCGUGGACGGAGGUUCACGCACGGUGACGGUGCCUGGGCUGUCACCAUCCCGCCGCUACAAGUUCAACCUGUACGGGGUGUGGGGUCGGAAACGCCUGGGCCCCGUCUCCACCGAUGCCGUCACAGCUGCGUCCGAGCCAGAGGAGGAGCCACCAUCGCAGCCCAUCCUGGGCGAGCUCACGGCCUCCCACGUCAGCCCCGACUCCGUCCAGCUGGAGUGGAGCGUCCCCGAGGGCACCUUUGACUCCUUCACGGUGCAGUACAGGGAUGCCCAAGGCCAGCCCCAGGUGUUGCCCGUGGACGGUGGUUCACGCACGGUGACGGUGCCUGGGCUGUCACCAUCCCGCCGCUACAAGUUCAACCUGUACGGGGUGUGGGGUCGGAAACGCCUGGGCCCCGUCUCCACCGAUGCCGUCACAGCUCCACAAGAAGAGGAGCCACCAUCGCAGCCCAUCCUGGGCGAGCUCACGGCCCCUCAUGUCAGCCCCGACUCCGUCCAGCUGGAGUGGAGCGUCCCCGAGGGCACCUUUGACUCCUUCACGGUGCAGUACAAGGAUGCCCAAGGCCAGCCCCAGGUGUUGCCCGUGGACGGAGGUUCACGCACGGUGACGGUGCCUGGGCUGUCACCAUCCCGCCGCUACAAGUUCAACCUGUACGGGGUGUGGGGUCGGAAACGCCUGGGCCCCGUCUCCACCGAUGCCGUCACAGCUGCGUCCGAGCCAGAGGAGGAGCCACCAUCGCAGCCCAUCCUGGGCGAGCUCACGGCCUCCCACGUCAGCCCCGACUCCGUCCAGCUGGAGUGGAGCGUCCCCGAGGGCACCUUUGACUCCUUCACGGUGCAGUACAGGGAUGCCCAAGGCCAGCCCCAGGUGUUGCCCGUGGACGGUGGUUCACGCACGGUGACGGUGCCUGGGCUGUCACCAUCCCGCCGCUACAAGUUCAACCUGUACGGGGUGUGGGGUCGGAAACGCCUGGGCCCCGUCUCCACCGAUGCCGUCACAGCUCCACAAGAAGAGGAGCCACCAUCGCAGCCCAUCCUGGGCGAGCUCACGGCCCCUCAUGUCAGCCCCGACUCCGUCCAGCUGGAGUGGAGCGUCCCCGAGGGCACCUUUGACUCCUUCACGGUGCAGUACAAGGAUGCCCAAGGCCAGCCCCAGGUGUUGCCCGUGGACGGUGGUUCACGCACGGUGACGGUGCCUGGGCUGUCACCAUCCCGCCGCUACAAGUUCAACCUGUACGGGGUGUGGGGUCGGAAACGCCUGGGCCCCGUCUCCACCGAUGCCGUCACAGCUGCGUCCGAGCCAGAGGAGGAGCCACCAUCGCAGCCCAUCCUGGGCGAGCUCACGGCCUCCCACGUCAGCCCCGACUCCGUCCAGCUGGAGUGGAGCGUCCCCGAGGGCACCUUUGACUCCUUCACGGUGCAGUACAGGGAUGCCCAAGGCCAGCCCCAGGUGUUGCCCGUGGACGGUGGUUCACGCACGGUGACGGUGCCUGGGCUGUCACCAUCCCGCCGCUACAAGUUCAACCUGUACGGGGUGUGGGGUCGGAAACGCCUGGGCCCCGUCUCCACCGAUGCCGUCACAGCUCCACAAGAAGAGGAGCCACCAUCGCAGCCCAUCCUGGGCGAGCUCACGGCCCCUCAUGUCAGCCCCGACUCCGUCCAGCUGGAGUGGAGCGUCCCCGAGGGCACCUUUGACUCCUUCACGGUGCAGUACAAGGAUGCCCAAGGCCAGCCCCAGGUGUUGCCCGUGGACGGAGGUUCACGCACGGUGACGGUGCCUGGGCUGUCACCAUCCCGCCGCUACAAGUUCAACCUGUACGGGGUGUGGGGUCGGAAACGCCUGGGCCCCGUCUCCACCGAUGCCGUCACAGAUGAUUCUUCCCUGCAUUGUGCCCUCUCUGUUACAGCUGCGUCCGAGCCAGAGGAGGAGCCACCAUCGCAGCCCAUCCUGGGCGAGCUCACGGCCUCCCACGUCAGCCCUGAAUCCGUCCAGCUGGAGUGGAGCGUCCCCGAGGGCACCUUUGACUCCUUCACGGUGCAGUACAAGGAUGCCCAAGGCCAGCCCCAGGUGUUGCCCGUGGACGGUGGUUCACGCACGGUGACGGUGCCUGGGCUGUCACCAUCCCGCCGCUACAAGUUCAACCUGUACGGGGUGUGGGGUCGGAAACGCCUGGGCCCCGUCUCCACCGAUGCCGUCACAGCUCCACAAGAAGAGGAACCACCAUCGCAGCCCAUCCUGGGCGAGCUCACAGCCUCCCAUGUCAGCCCCGACUCCGUCCAGCUGGAGUGGAGCAUCCCCAAGGGCACCUUUGACUCCUUCAUGGUGCAGUACAGGGAUGCCCAAGGCCAGCCUGAGUCACUGCUCGUGGAUGGUAGUUCUCGCACGGUGACGGUGCCUGGGCUGUCACCAUCCCACCGUUAUAAUUUCUACUUGUACGGGGUUUUGGGGCAGAAACGUCUGGGCCCCAUCUCCCUUGACACCAUCACAGCCCCAGCUCUACAAAAGGAGAAACCACCAGCCCAGCCUCGCCUGGGCGAGCUCACGGCCCCUCAUGUCAGCCCCGACUCCGUCCAGCUGGAGUGGAGCGUCCCCGAGGGCACCUUUGACUCCUUCACGGUGCAGUACAAGGAUGCCCAAGGCCAGCCCCAGGUGUUGCCCGUGGACGGUGGUUCACGCACGGUGACGGUGCCUGGGCUGUCACCAUCCCGCCGCUACAAGUUCAACCUGUACGGGGUGUGGGGUCAGAAACGCCUGGGCCCCGUCUCCACCGAUGCUGUCACAGGCGCCCCGGGGACCCUCUGGGUGGGGACCGUGUGGCCCCGCAGCGCCUGGCUGCACUGGGCACCCCCCCACACCCCCCCUGAUGGCUACGACCUCAUCUAUGGCCCCCCCGGAGGACCCCAGCAGACGCUGCGGCUGCCCCCCGAGGUGACAUCCCAUCAGCUGUGGGGCCUGGAGCCGGCGGGGCGCUAUGGGGUGCAGCUGUGGGGGCGGGGAGGGGACACCCCCCACCCCCCCCUGGAAGUGACCUUUGACACCCCUCCUCUCCCCCACCCGCACCCCCGGGACUGCGCCGAGGAGCAGCUGAACGGGCCGGGGCCUUCGCGCGAGACCCUCAUCUUCCUCGGGGGAGACCCCGGGACCCCCCUGCGCGUCUUCUGCGACAUGGAGACCGACGGUGGCGGCUGGCUGGUGUUCCAGCGCCGCCAGGAUGGGGGCACCGAUUUCUGGCGGGGGUGGGACGCCUAUGCCCACGGCUUCGGCAACGUCACCGGGGAGUUCUGGCUGGGGAACGAGGCGCUGCACGCGUUGACGGCGGGGACCCCGACGGAGCUGCGGGUGGAUCUCCGCACGCCGCAGGACGCCGCCUUCGCCCGCUACCGUGACUUCGCCGUGGCCAGCCCUGAGGACCAUUACCGCCUCCGCCUCGGCGCCUACAGUGGCACCGCCGGGGACGCGCUCUCCUACCACGCCGGCAGCCCCUUCUCCACGCGGGACCGGGACCCCCGGGGCCGCCCCCGCCCCUGCGCUGUUGCCUACACCGGGGCCUGGUGGUACCACAACUGCCACUACGCCAACCUCAACGGGCGCUACGGGACCCCCCACCACCACCAGGGCAUCAACUGGUUUCCCUGGAAAGGGUUCGAGUUCUCCAUCCCCUUCACCGAGAUGAAGCUGCGGCCGCAGCGUGACUGAGGGGGCGCGGGGGUCCGGGCAGGACCCGGGGGGGGGGGGGGGGGGGGGGGCCCAGGAAGGAGG